This is a messenger RNA of Condylura cristata (star-nosed mole), 1135 nucleotides long. RefSeq names its product uroplakin 1B (gene UPK1B). NCBI's taxonomy places the organism in Eukaryota, Metazoa, Chordata, Mammalia, Eulipotyphla, Talpidae. The coding region runs from base 14 to 796 and encodes 260 amino acids. Gene Ontology annotation, cellular component: membrane. The record is from RefSeq and is a predicted model, not a curated record. The transcript is spliced from 7 exons.
GGACAGCCUGAAGAUGACAAAAGACGACUCCACUGUUCGCUGCUUCCAGGGCCUGCUGAUUGUUGGAAAUGCAAUUAUUGGUAUGUGCGGCAUCGCCCUGACGGCUGAGUGCAUCUUCUUUGUAUCGGACCAGCACAGCCUGUACCCACUACUAGAAGCCACCGACAAUGACGACAUCUAUGGGGCAGCCUGGAUCGGCAUGUUUGUUGGCAUCUGCCUCUUCUGUCUGUCCGUCCUAGGCAUUGUAGGCAUCAUGAAGUCCAACAGGAAAAUUCUCCUAGUGUAUUUCAUUCUGAUGUUCAUCGUCUAUGGCUUUGAAGUGGCAUCUUGCAUCACAGCAGCUACACAACGGGACUUUUUCACACCCAACCUCUUCCUGAAGCAGAUGCUGGAGCGAUACCAGAACAACAGACCUUUGAACAAUGAUGACCAAUGGAAGAACAAUGGAGUCACCAAAACCUGGGACAGGCUCAUGCUCCAGGACAAUUGCUGUGGUGUAAAUGGUCCGUCAGACUGGCAGGAAUAUACAUCUGCCUUCCGCGCUGAGAAUAAUGAUGCUGACUAUCCCUGGCCUCGCCAGUGCUGUGUAAUGAACAAUCUUAAACAACCUCUCAACCUGGAGGCUUGCAAACUGGGAGUACAGGGUUACUAUCAUGAUCAGGGCUGCUAUGAACUGAUCUCGGGACCAAUGAACCGGCACGCCUGGGGGGUGGCCUGGUUUGGAUUUGCCAUUCUCUGCUGGACUUUUUGGGUUCUUCUGGGUACCAUGUUCUACUGGAGCAGAAUUGAGUAUUAAGAGUACAGUGUCCCCGCCCAAUCACCUCCCACGUGGCUCAAGACUUGGUGCUGGAACUGACCUAUCUUUUUAGUCCAAGAGUGCUACCCUGGAAUGUGCUUGUUCUUACACAAACUGCCAAGUCAGAUGGUGUGGACUUUCUUUAGACUCUCUGGCUCGGCUCCAAACUCCUGGCCAUGUUUUCCCCCUGGAUUAGGACUCUGCCACACUUUCAUGACUGAAGAGAUGGAGAGUUAAAAAAGUAAAAAAUAGGGCCCUCCACCUGGCCCAGCGGUUAAAGUGCAGCACUACAAGCUAGCCGCCACUUCAGCGUGAUUUUGAUCUCUGGCCCCUGGAGGU